AACAAGGGCGUACCCAGCUGUUCUGAGGAGCAAACGCACCAGCACUCACUUCUCCCUCCGGACAAAUGCAUGUUUGCUUUCUGAAAUGGUCCAUGUGAUGUUUUUCUAUAAACUUUGAAGUCUGAGUGUUUGAGAGGAAAGAAAUUGUUAGCACAAAAAGAAGCAGUAAUGCGAGCUGUCGGUAUAUCGAAGAGCGAGCUGUCUGGCUGAUUUUGUCUGCUAGCGUAGCUAAAGGUAGCAUAACAUUAACGUUAACGUCAUAAUCUAGUAACUAUGUGGGGAGAAAUUGAACCAGAAUCAAGUUCUUUAGCUGCCGAGAAAAGUAGUGGUGAGUCUGGACUAACAUUAGAUCAAAGUAGCACUUGCUCUCGUUCUGAUUCAAAAGGGUCGAGUAGUGGGAAUGAAGGCUGCCCAUCACCUAACAAGGCACAAAGUCCUGCAAAGUGCGAACAUCCCACAUGUUUCAGUGACAUGAUAGAGGCUGUAGCAGUCAGUGGCAGUCCGGUGAAAAGCCAGCAGAUCGGGGACCCUGACCUGACACUGGAGGAGAGAGGACAGAUCUUGCUGGAGCUAUAUGAAACCAAGCCCUUGGUUUUCCUGGAGCGCUACCAGGCACAUCUGAAACCAGAACACCUGGACGCCUUCUCUCACGUCAGCGGCGACUUCAGGGCUCAGCACUACUUCAAAGAGGUGCAGAGGCGUGCAGGCAGUCAAACUAACAGGACUAGAGUUCGCAAUCACCGGUAUGCAGCUCUAAGAGCAUUACAGAAAGAAGGUCAAUAUUUUAGCGAGGAGCAGAUGCGCAUUCGGGAACCGCUGCUGUAUGAGCAGUAUAUCGGCCAGUAUCUGAGUGAGGAGGAGAUCUUUCAGCGCUCCCAGGAUGCAAUGCAGAGGGGACCCGGAGGCCUGGCCGACCUGCUCAUCGACUCCUACCAGGAACGGGUCCUGCAGGGCCGUCUGCAAGAGCAGCAGGAGGAGGAGGACUGUGCACAGGAGGAAGAUGAUGAGGAGGAAGAGGAUGGACAUGGCCGACAUGGAGAGCAGGAUUGGGAGCCUAACGCUCAGGAGAAGGCCCUCCUCAAGGAGGAGUUUGUCAGCCAGAUGCAGCAACGCUUCCUGGAUGGCAAAGACAAAGACUUCAACUACAGUGAGGUGGAUGACAACCCAGAUUAUGACAACUUGGACAUAGUGAGUCGGGAUGCAGAGGAUCGCUACUUUGAUGAUGAUGAUGACGAAGAGGAUGAAGAUGAUACAGACAUGAUUCAAUAAUGAGCUGAAGUCGUUAUGUGAUCAGUGCAUCAGAUUCUAGUCUUCUGUCUGCCACUGCUGAGUCCUGAUCAUUAGUGUUCACAAAAAUAUAUAUAAAAGUAAACAUUCAGAAAUAAAUAUUUGUACAUAAGUAUCACUGUUGACUUUUUACUAUUAAAACAAAACAUAACAAA
Messenger RNA from Alosa sapidissima (American shad), 1442 nucleotides. It is a transcript of the gene ccdc97, whose product is annotated as coiled-coil domain containing 97. The record is from RefSeq and is a predicted model, not a curated record. The transcript has 4 exons. Lineage: Eukaryota; Metazoa; Chordata; Actinopteri; Clupeiformes; Clupeidae. Bases 274 to 1269 code for a protein of 331 amino acids.